AUACACACCACACCACACCACACCACACGACACCGCCUUCAUCAACACACACACACACACUGAAGUCACUCACACAUUUGUAUCUAUAUCUCCAACGGCUUCAUACUCUUUAUUCAUCUUCUUCAAUAACCUCCAAUCGAACUGAAAACCUAGACUCUUUAUCCGGCAUCUGAAGCAGCGAGUUCCGUUAGGGUUUUAUAUGUACAGUUCGUACUGCUUGCAGUACAAUUUUAGCAGAUUCUGAACUCAAUUGUAUUUACUGAUUGGAGUGGAGUUUUAGCAGAUUUUGAAGUUAAUUAGAGUAAACGGUUUUAUCGAAGCAAAUCUAUGGCUUCAAGUUCCGAAAUAGGGCUUGCUGCAGGGAUGAAUAUCCUUACCGCAAUUGCAUUUUUGGUAGCAUUUGCUAUUCUUCGGAUUCAGCCUCUAAAUGAUAGGGUUUAUUUUCCAAAAUGGUAUUUAAAGGGGUUAAGGAAUGAUCCACUUCAAUCAGGUGCAUUUGUGCAAAAGUUUGUAAACUUGGAUUUUAGGUCGUACUUAAGGUUUCUGAAUUGGAUGCCUGCCGCACUACACAUGCCGGAGCCUGAGCUUAUCGAUCAUGCAGGAUUGGACUCUGUUGUUUACUUGAGAAUUUAUUUAACAGGACUCAAAAUAUUUGUUCCAAUUGCAUGCCUUGCGUUCACAGUCAUGGUGCCAGUGAAUUGGACUAAUCGGACUUUGGAACAGUCUAAAUUGACAUUCACUGAAAUCGAUAAACUUUCAAUAUCCAACAUUCCCACCGGAUCAAACAGGUUCUGGACUCAUUUAGUCAUGGCUUACACUUUUACCUUUUGGACAUGCUAUGUUUUAAAAAGAGAGUAUGAAAUAAUUGCAGCAAUGAGGUUGCAUUUUAUCGCUUCAGAACAACGGCGACCUGAUCAGUUUACUGUGCUUGUGAGAAAUGUGCCACCGGACCCUGAUGAGACGGUCAACGAACUUGUGGAGCACUUUUUUCUUGUUAACCAUCCAGAUCAUUAUUUAUCUCAUCAGGUUGUUUAUGAUGCAAAUUUUCUAUCCAAUUUGGUAAAUGAGAGGAAAACAAAGCAGAAUUGGCUUGACUAUUAUCAACUGAAAUAUAAUAGAAAUAACCAGUCAAAAAGACCAUCAAUGAAGACUGGAUAUCUUGGCCUGUGCGGGAAGCGUGUGGAUGCUAUUGAUUAUUAUCAAUCUGAGAUCGAUAAACUAUCGAAAGAGAUAUGUAAAGAGAGGGAAAAGAUUACAAAAAGCUCCAAGUAUGUUAUGCCAGCUGCAUUUGUUUCUUUUAAAACACGUUGGGGGGCUGCCGUAUGUGCACAAACAGAACAAUCAAGAAACCCAACUAUUUGGUUAACUGAGUGGGCCCCAGAACCCCGUGACGUCUACUGGGAUAAUCUUGCGAUUCCGUUCGUGUCACUCACCAUCAGAAGACUUAUAAUUGCAGUUGCUUUUUUCUUCCUUACAUUCUUCUUCAUGAUCCCAAUAGCAUUUGUACAGUCACUUGCAAAUAUUGAUGGGAUAGUGAAAGCAGCUCCUUUCAUGAAGGGACUUUUGGAAGUGAAAUUUGUAACAUCUGUUAUUCAAGGUGUUCUUCCAGGAAUUGCGUUGAAGAUUUUCCUCAUCAUUCUACCUUCAAUCUUGAUGAUGAUGUCAAAGUUUGAAGGAUUUAUCUCAAUAUCUACUUUAGAGCGAAGAUCUGCAACGAGAUAUUAUAUUUUCCAAUUUAUUAAUGUUUUUCUUGGAAGCAUAAUUACCGGGACUGCAUUCCAACAGCUAAAUAACUUCAUUCACCAGUCCGCAAACGAAAUCCCAGUGACAAUUGGAGCAUCUAUACCGAUGAAAGCAACUUUCUUUAUAACAUAUAUCAUGGUAGAUGGAUGGGCUGGAGUUGCAGGAGAAAUAUUGAGAAUAAAACCAUUAAUAUUUUAUCACCUAAAGAAUUUUUUUCUAGUGAAAACUGAAAAAGACAGAGAAGAAGCAAUGAAUCCUGGGAGUUUGACUUUUAACACGGGUGAACCGCAAAUCCAGCUGUACUUCUUACUCGGGCUUGUUUAUGCUGCUGUCACCCCGAUUCUGCUUCCUUUCAUAGUUGUGUUCUUUGGACUUGCUUAUGUCGUGUAUCGCCAUCAGAUUAUAAAUGUGUAUCAUCAGCAAUACGAGAGUGCCGGAGCUUUUUGGCCCGAUGUUCAUGGGCGUAUCAUAACUGCACUGAUUGUUUCACAGUUGCUUUUGAUGGGUUUGCUUAGCACAAAAGAAGCUACUCAAUCAACUCCAUUGCUUAUUGUACUCCCGGUUUUGACCAUUUGGUUUCAUAGAUUCUGCAAGGGCCGGUAUGAACCCGCUUUUGUUAGGUACCCUUUACAGGAGGCUAUGAUGAAAGAUACGCUAGAACGCGCACGUGAGCCAUGUUUAAAUGUCAAGAACUAUUUAGAAAACGCGUAUGUUCACCCGGUCUUUAAUAACGCAAACAGAUGGGACGGGAUUGAUGAUGGAGUUAGUGAUGAUGAGUGGCCUAAAGAGCCCACUUUGGUUGCCACAAAGCGUUCGUCAAGAACAACCACACCAGCCCAAAGUCAACGGAGCGAGUCAACGCGGACAUUGUUAUGUGUUACAGACGAAAGAUCGUGUCCCUAAGAUGGAUUUUGGUUUUUAAAUAUGGUUAUGGAGGGUUAAAAUGAGGCGUAGUAUCAUGUAUAUAAAUGUUGAAAAGCGUUUUCGGCUGAUUAAAGUAUGGAGUUUGUUUUGGUAUUGGGCAAUUAGUGUUGUCCCUUUCUAAUUGAAUCAAUUCUUAUCAAAGCAAAUAUGUCGGUGUCUGGACUAUGGGUUGAUAUGUUAGAUAUGCCGUCAGAUUAACAUGUUUAACCUAUUCAGUUAACCUGUUAUGUCUAUUUAUAAUUUAAUGAA
Molecule: messenger RNA, 2916 nt
Organism: Helianthus annuus (common sunflower)
Lineage: Eukaryota; Viridiplantae; Streptophyta; Magnoliopsida; Asterales; Asteraceae
Product: CSC1-like protein At3g21620
Exons: 13
Coding region: 328-2646 (772 amino acids)
Cellular component (GO): plasma membrane
Molecular function (GO): calcium-activated cation channel activity
Source: RefSeq, a predicted model, not a curated record